CCUUGAGCAUGUAGAGGAAAGAAGCCCCACUUCCUCUCUUGGGUGCAAGAAGUGCGGGCUGGUGCUGAGCAAGCUUUGCCUCUCCAUUAGCUGGGUUAUGACGUAGCAGCCAUGCUCUUCAAGGGGACUCUGAUGAUCCUCUGCGUUCUGCUUCUAAAUGCUGCAUUUGGCACAGAUAGAUGGUUGCCCAAUUCAACCAUUAAACCUGGAUUUCCUAUCAAUGUCAAGACCGAUGACCCAGGAGUUCAGCACGCAGCUAGGUUUGGAGUUUACAGAUACAACAACCUCUCCAAUGACAUCUUUCUCUUCAGAGAAUCCUGCAUUAGCAAAGCCACACUGCAGGUAGUCAGAGGCUUGAAAUACACAGUUAAUGUUGAUAUUGGCCGGACUGUGUGCACCAAAAGGACACACCCUGACUUGGACAGCUGUGCGUUCCAGAGGAACAAGACAUUGAAACAAACAUUCAGUUGCUAUUUUGAAGUCUGGAUUACACCUUGGCUGCACAGAGUCCAAAUACUAGCCUCCUUGUGCCAGUGACCUCUCACCAAUGAAGGCUCUGCAUGUUUGUCCUUCAACAACUGUUCAAUGGCUGGUAGUCAAUAAAGACACUGGAUUACAAACCAAAGAGUGGAUUAUUUGUUGUCAAAGGCUUUCAUGGCCGGAAUCACAGGGUUGCUGUGAGUUUUCCAGGCUGUAUGGCCAUGUUCCAGAAGCAUUCUCUCCUGAUGUUUCACCCACAUCUAUGGCAGGCAUCCACAGAGGUUGUGAGGUCUGUUGGAAACUAGUCAAGUGGGUUUUAUAUAUCUGUGGAAAGUCCAGGGUUGGAGAAAAAACUCUUGUCUUGAGGCAAGUGUGAAUAUUGCAAACUGGCCACGCUUUGAAAAUGAAAGGCUAUUCAAUGCUAAUCAAAGUGGCCAAUCACAACAUUCAAACUUGCCUCAAACAGACAAGAGUCCUUUCUCCCACCCUGGACCUUCCACAGAUAUAUAAACCCCUCACAACCUCUGAGGAUACCUGCCAUAGAUGUGGGUGAAACAUCAGGAGAGAAUGCUUCCCUCAACUCUUACGCAUCAAUUUUGCAUGGUUGAUAGGCGCCAAGUCAUCCUAUAAAACAAGGUGUGUCUGUUUAAAAAGGUGUGUUUACCUCAACACAUAUUUCUGUGAGUUCUGGGAACACUUUGCUAUGAGUAACCUGACGUCUUGGAUUUUGGCUGUCCUCAAAGUGUGUGCUUUUAAAAGGGAAUAGAAUGUCCUCAACUACUUGGCAUAUUUAAUGUCUUCUAUGGCCCCUUCCAUGCAGCUGAAUAAAAGCCCACAUUUUCUGCUUUGAACUGGGUUAUAUGGCAGUGUGGACCCAGAUAACCCAGUUCAAAGCAGAUAUCGUGGGACUUUCUACCUUGGUAUUCUGGGCUAUAUGGCUGUGUGGAAGGGCCCUAAGAAACACUGGGAUGUCUGUAGUGGAGGAAACACAUAAAAUCUAGGAUGAAACUGUCUCCAUAUGAAAGCCUUCACUUGGGUGAUGGGCAGAAUGGUGUUUGUGGAGAACAUUGGCAGGCUCUUGUACAUGUUCACAGCGCUUGCUAUAACCUGCAAUGUCAUUGGAGGGAAGGCCAUUGGAAGCUAUAUCUAUUUGUGGAAGUGGGAGCCUGUCUGUGUAAGUGGACACCCCAGCCACAUACACACAUACAUAUUUUCACUUUUAUUAUGUGUAUAUAGAUAGAUAUUUAUAUUAUCUAUGGAUGCUUCCACACAGCCAUAUAACCCAGAUGCAAUGAAGUACGAAUUUUGGUUUACAAAUGUUAUGUUUAAUUGUGUGUUUAUGUUUUAAAAGGGUAAGUAUUACAGUUAUUGCAUCUCAGCACUCAGAGGCUGGUUGCCAUGGAGAAGUAGGCGGAGCCAACUGCCGUUUAGUGGGAGAAGUGCAGAGUUUAAAAAAGAAAAUCAGUCUGUGCUGUGAUGAGGCACAGGGAAGAUUGAUUCCAGGUUGAUGGGAUCAAGGAGACCCAAUUGUUCAUUUUGAGUCGGUUUUGAAUAAGUUUGGUGACUUAUUUAGUGUAGUCUGUGUCCUGGAAAGGCACAGAGAAUCUGUGAUAGUAUAUCACAGGGGUGACUGUGGUUUAAAGUCACUGGAUAGUCCAAGUUUCAGACUUUGGGAACCAAUCCCAGCUGGACUCACAGAGAUCCACUGAAGUAACAGUGGCAGAGGAAGAAGUUUUAACUACUUUAAGUAAAAGAAGUGAUACUUUAGAGAGUUGAUUCAUCUCAUUCUAAUAUUGUAACUGUUAAUAAGAAUACCAUCUAAAGUGAGAACAUUAUAACCACUAAGCUCUGUGCCUGAAUAAACUUGUUAUUGUUCUUCCAACA
This is a messenger RNA of Anolis carolinensis (green anole), 2364 nucleotides long. It is a transcript of the gene cst7, whose product is annotated as cystatin F. The record is from RefSeq and is a predicted model, not a curated record. Lineage: Eukaryota; Metazoa; Chordata; Lepidosauria; Squamata; Anolidae. The transcript is spliced from 4 exons. Bases 112 to 537 code for a protein of 141 amino acids. Gene Ontology annotation, molecular function: cysteine-type endopeptidase inhibitor activity. Gene Ontology annotation, cellular component: late endosome; Golgi apparatus; endoplasmic reticulum. Gene Ontology annotation, biological process: immune response; positive regulation of myelination; negative regulation of microglial cell activation.